GCCACACCCAAAGCAGAAGUGAAAAAGAGAGUCUGUCGUGCUCGUCCUCAUUCGAGCAGGAUGUUCACGUACAAGGUUUCCAUCACCACUGGCGAACAGGAGUAUGCUGGGACAGUUAAUAAAAUUCACCUGACCCUGGUGGGCACGGAGAGAUGCGGUGACAGAACUCUACUGGACAAAUCCUUCUUCAAACGUUUUGGAAAAGGAUCGGUGGUAUCUGUUGACAUCAAAGCGAAGGAGCUCCUUGGAGACAUAGUGCUGGUGAAAGUCGAGAAGGAGAAAAUCUUGAUAGAUGAUUACUGGUACUGCAGAAGCAUCAGUGUGACGACCCCCUCUGGAGACUGCUUUGAGUUUCCUUGUUAUCGCUGGAUAGCCAGUGAAAAGGAAGUGAUCAUUCGGGAUGGCAAAGAUCAAUUGCCUCAAGAUGAUAAUCUGAAAGAGUACAGACGCAUGGAACUGGAAUCCAGACAAUUACUGUUCAGGUGGAAGGAGUGGCGUUCUGGUUUCCCCCUGAGCAUUGAUGCCAACUCAGACACUGAACUUCCUCUGGACAUUCAGUUUGAAGCUGCAAAAUCUGUGGACUUCUCUUUGAAUUUCAUUAAAGCGAUUGGGAAUCUCGGUCUUAAUGAAUUUCUGAAACUGUUCCAGUCCUCAUGGAAAGAUAUUGCAGAUUUUGGAAAAAUAUUUGUGAAAAUCAAGAACACUGUGUCAGAGUAUGUGAUGAAGAACUGGAAUGAGGACUUCUUGUUUGGCUAUCAGUUUUUAAAUGGCUGCAAUCCUGUGAUGAUCAGUAAAUGCUGGAAUCUUCCAAAUGAGUUUGCAGUUACUCAGGAGAUGGUGAAGGGCUCCCUGGAUAGAGGUCUCACACUGCAAGAGGAAUUAAAGGGAGGAAACAUCUACAUAGCAGACUAUGCAAUACUCAAGGGAGUUCACGCCAAUACCACAGACCCACAUACCAAGCAGUAUUUGGCUGCUCCCUUCUGCCUGCUGUACAAGAACAGCCAGAAUGAAAUCGUACCAAUUGCUAUUCAGCUCAGUCGUCAGACCACCGCGGGAGCGGGAAACACAGUCUUUCUCCCAAGCGAUAAUGAGUAUGACUGGAUGCUAGCCAAGAUGUGGGUGAAAUCCUCCGACUUCAAUGUUCACCAGCUGGUCACACACCUUCUCAGGACACAUCUGAUAUCUGAGGUCUUUGCCAUAGCCAUGUACAGACAGCUCGCUGCAGUCCACCCCAUAUACAAGUUGCUGAUACCUCAUGUCCGUUACACCAUUGCCAUUAACACUGCAGCUCGUGAAAAACUCAUCUGUGAAUCUGGGCUCUUUGAUAAGGCUAAUGGCACAGGUGGAAUUGCAAUUGUCGAAGUGGUUCAAAAGGCCAUGAGGACUUUAACCUACAAGUCUCUGUGCUUCCCUGAGGCCAUGAAAGCUCGAGGAGUGGACAACAAGGAAGAUUUACCCAACUAUUACUACAGAGAUGAUGGCAUGAUGGUUUGGGAGGCAAUCAAAAGCUUUGUUUCUGAUGUGGUCAGGUUCUACUACAGCAGUGAUAAGACAGUUCAGGAGGACGAGGAGAUCCAGGCAUUUGUUCAAGAUGUUUGUUUCUCUGGUAUGAAGAACAGUCCCAAGGAUUGUGCAUUUCCUAAUUGUCUGAAAACUCGGGAGCAGUUGGUCGAGUACUUGACUGUUGUGAUCUUCACAGCUUCUGCUCAACAUGCUGCUGUCAACUUUGGACAGUAUGACUGGUUUGCCUGGGUCCCCAACUGUCCGUCCACCAUGAGGAAGCCUCCUCCCACACAGAAAGGCCAGGUGGAUAUGAAGUACAUCAUGGAGAGUCUGCCGGACCGCACACGUUCCAGUUGGCAUCUAGGAGCAGUUUGGGCCCUCAGUCAGUUCCAGGAUGAAGAGGUACUUUUAGGAGUGUAUCCAAAUAAGCACUUCACUGAAAAAUCAGUCACAGAAGCCACUAAGAGUUUCCGCAAGAAAUUAGUUGAAGUGACCAACAUCAUCAAGAGGCGAAAUGAAAAAUUGAAAGUGCCCUACUGGUAUCUGUCUCCAGACAGAAUCCCUAACAGUGUGGCCAUCUGAGAGAGCAUCUGUGGGAAACAUUUCCACACCACAGUUGAUUUGAUGAAAUCUGAGCUUUGAAAUAUAUGCAACUAAGAUUAUUCAGUAAAUCAGCUCUGCCCAUUUUUACUAUCAAUCACUUUAUGUCCUGCUUUAUGCUCUUGGCCUUCUCAGGCUAAUAAUGUAUAAGUCUGAUAAUAUACCUUCGAUUACCAGACAAGCUUUGCUGUCAAUAGGUUGUAGUUGUUUUGGAUACCAGACAAAACGUCUCAGGUUAAGUAUGUAAGGAUGGUUCCCUGAGAAGAGAACGAGUGACUGUGUCCUCUAGAGGUCGCUGUACAGUGAACUCCUUCAGCAUGAACAGUGUCUGACGCAUAUACUGAUGUACAUUAUAUGACAUUAUCUCCUUUAGCCAAAGGCCUGAGCUACGUAUAUGGCACUUAUAAUAUGACAAAACAAACUGAAUUUGUUUUAUAGACAUAUAUUUUGAAACAGCAUUUUAUUUCAUAUACACUUUUUUAAAAUACAGCUUGAAUACGAAGAGGAAAUUCAGAGCAUCAAAUUCAAUAUUCAAAAAUUCAGCACGCAGAAAUUUCAAAAAGAUCUCAGAAAAGUCAAAUGGAGCAUUUUGACCAGUUAGCUAUUUUCUGACACGAGAUCUGGGCUAGAUCUAGAGAUUUUAGGCAGAUCUAGGCAAUCCAUUUCCUGUUGGCAAUUUCACAUUCAUUGUAGAUAAUAUUGAUUAGAAUAAAUAGGUUCUUCUGUCUUCUGUCAUUGUUAUUGAAUCCUUGCUGCUGUUUUGUCUUUCGAGCAAAGGCAUUGUUAAUAAACAUUAUUACACCAUAUAUUGGGGACUGAGGGUUUUCGAAUCUCCCUUCGAAUAGUCGACUUAUAAUAAAAUCGUAUGUUUGAGGGCGGGGCAAAAGAACAUUUUUGAUCAGAAUGUGUCUCCAGCAUGAGGUGUUUCAAACUCUUCUAAUCAUUUUGGAAUACUUAGGAAAACCCUGAAACAUUUAAAAACAACCUGUAUUUACAAUCGUCCCGUGUGACAGAAGCAGAUCCACCCAAAACAAUAAUGCUGUUUAAUCACUAGAAGGCAGAACAAGAUAAGGGAUGACAAAAUGUACAAAGCAGUCAUUUUGCCAUGAGUCUAAAGUAUCACAGAAGCUAAUUUUAGACCAUCUUCCUCGUUCUUACAAUGAUCCAAUUCAGAUCCUUCAUCACCAUCAUAAAUCUCCUUCAUCUUUAACAUCACCACCAAUAAAUCAUCAACAUGGACCACACCACCCUCACCGAACCUGGAACUGCCUUCAUCUUCACAAAAUCUUGCACCAUCAUCAUCAUCUACACCACCUCAAACCUCUCCAUCUUCAUCUUCAGUUUUGAGUAAUUUGGCUGUAUCCUACAUUGUAGAAUGAAAAAUGAGAUUACAGUGUUCUAAUAAACUUUAAAAAACAAAAUGUACCAAAUCAGUUAACUUCUUCUGACACUAUGGAAAGUCCUAAAUCGCAACAAAAUAAAAACGUCUUAAACCUUUC
Molecule: messenger RNA, 3602 nt
Organism: Puntigrus tetrazona (Sumatra barb)
Lineage: Eukaryota; Metazoa; Chordata; Actinopteri; Cypriniformes; Cyprinidae
Product: polyunsaturated fatty acid 5-lipoxygenase-like
Exons: 14
Coding region: 61-2085 (674 amino acids)
Biological process (GO): linoleic acid metabolic process; lipid oxidation
Cellular component (GO): nuclear envelope
Molecular function (GO): arachidonate 5-lipoxygenase activity; protein binding; iron ion binding
Source: RefSeq, a predicted model, not a curated record